GAGCACGGAAGCAGACAGGUACAGCGGGUCAAUCUGCGACUCUUCUGUGUGUUUACUUAACUCCACGUACAGUACAUAGGACUAAAUAUAUAUAUAUAUAAAUAUAUAUAUAAGAAAAAAAUAAGAAAAAAUAUAUUAAACUGGACUAAGUGGGUUCGACGGUGUAUCUAUGUCGAAUUCACCGUCAGGACCUCUCCAGAAUCAUCCUAUAAAUCCAGAAUCGCCAAGGAUUUCGGUCAUGACAACAGAAAUGGCGGAUUUCCACGAUAUGUGGCAAGAUAUUGAAAGUGUGUUGUUAGGAGAUAUUCACCCUCACGAACAUGCAAUUAAAGGAAACACCCCAACUGAUAAUUCAUCUCCUAUGACUCGACGUAUUCUACAACCAAAUCAAACAACUCACGGGACCCAGGAGCAAACGGCAAGGUACGAGGAUCUAGCCUUAGAAUUGGAUUUCAUGCUAACAUCAAACACACCUACUCCUACAGGUAAUGUCUAUGUUCACGAUAUUGGUAACUAUGGAAAUGGUAUAAUGCCUCAACCGCCAAAAUCUGAAGUAAACCAUUGUGGUUUAACCAUAACACCCGCCACAUCCCUGAAGAACGAGAACCAACCCGAAAGGUAUCAGAGUUGUAUGGUCCCUCAAUUCGCCACAUCCGGAUGUUGGUCCAACUAUCAACCUCAGACCAUAGCUUCGAGUCAAAUGUCACCUCCGGCAUCGCCGGAUCGUACGGUACAACAGUUGUGCCACAAAACGGGAACCACGAUCGCAGACUCGUACGGUGCUAAUCAUCUAGUAUCGGCACCACCUCAAUAUCAGCAAGUGGGUCAACAGAACCACUUAAGAAUGGUAACCCCGCCAUCAUCUCCUCACUUGGCCGAUCUACUUUCUGGUGCGGCUAACGUGAGACCACCUUACAAUCCUCCUACGAACUAUCAGGGAUUACCCGAUCCUACUAGUAUUGUUCCUCAAACAUCACCUAAACCCAAACGAGGAAGAAGAAAUUUCGGUCGCAAGAAAAUAACAACACACGUCUGUUCUCAUCCAGGAUGCACCAAAACCUACACCAAGAGCUCUCAUCUGAAGGCGCACCUGAGGACCCACACGGGUGAAAAGCCUUAUCAGUGUACGUGGAAAGGAUGUGGAUGGAAAUUUGCUCGAUCUGAUGAACUAACUCGACAUUUUCGCAAGCAUACGGGCGAUAGGCCCUUUCAAUGCAGGCUGUGCGAGAGGGCCUUCUCACGUUCUGAUCAUCUCUCUCUACAUAUGAAAAGACAUACUGCAGUUUAAAAUUGUUCUCUCCUGGAUAAAUAUAGAUUUAAGAAACCAUUCCAAGUGAUGGUUGUACUGUAUAUACUUCUAAAUUUUCGGGUUCUUCAAAAAAAAAUAUGGAGGAUAAAUGCGAUCGGGUGUGUUUAUGCCACAUGUCCCUCCAUCAUGUAUAUAGUCUAUAUAAAUAUAAUUAUAUAUAU
Centruroides sculpturatus (bark scorpion) is the source of this 1470-nucleotide messenger RNA. Its product is annotated as Krueppel-like factor 2. Gene Ontology annotation, biological process: regulation of transcription by RNA polymerase II. The record is from RefSeq and is a predicted model, not a curated record. The transcript has 2 exons. The coding region runs from base 170 to 1288 and encodes 372 amino acids. NCBI's taxonomy places the organism in Eukaryota, Metazoa, Arthropoda, Arachnida, Scorpiones, Buthidae. Gene Ontology annotation, molecular function: RNA polymerase II cis-regulatory region sequence-specific DNA binding; DNA-binding transcription factor activity, RNA polymerase II-specific.